Messenger RNA from Ruditapes philippinarum (Manila clam), 1952 nucleotides. RefSeq names its product alpha-tocopherol transfer protein-like. Lineage: Eukaryota; Metazoa; Mollusca; Bivalvia; Venerida; Veneridae. The record is from RefSeq and is a predicted model, not a curated record. Gene Ontology annotation, molecular function: phosphatidylinositol bisphosphate binding. The transcript has 8 exons. The coding region runs from base 153 to 1055 and encodes 300 amino acids. Gene Ontology annotation, cellular component: membrane.
UUAAUCUAAUUUAUGAUACAAUCAUGAUGUAACGCAAGGACAUGCUUCGAUAAAUGAGACAUUAAGUUCACUUAACUACACUGACAAAUUUCUCUUCCUAGUUUUAAAGGACAAACGGAAACUCUUAUCUGGAAAAUUGCACGUAUGCUAAGAUGGAUUACAAGGAAAUGUUAAGGGUUAAAACAACAGAUAACGCACUUGUAGAACUAGCACGGGCCGAGGUAAAUGAACACCCUGAAAGAAGACAACAAGACAUACUUACACUUAGAAACAGAAUUCAGUUGCACCCAGAGUUGAAAAUCCAAACAGAUGAUGCGUAUCUCUUACGCUUUUUAAGAGCCUCCUGCUUUGACCACGAGAAUGCAUUUACUCUUAUUCAUAAAUAUUUCGAGAUGAAAGCAGACGAGAGAAACAAACAACUGUUCAGCAAUAUGCGACCUAGUUCCAUUAAGCACGUGCUUGAAGCAGGUGUAACGGGAGAAUAUUAUCAUCGUGAUAAACUUGGCAGAAGAGUAAUAGUUAUAAGACCAGGGAAAUGGGAUACCAGUAAAUUUUCAAUUACAGACAUUUUCAAAACUAACUUCAUGACACUCUUCAAGUUCGUUGAGGAAGAAGAGACGCAGAUAAAAGGUGUUGUCGCGCUGUUUGACAUGAAUGGUGUAGGAUUUGGUCAGAUGACUCAUCUUUCUCCAUUCUUUGCAAAACGUAUCACGGCUUUAUUACAAGAGAGUUUUCCAAUGAGAUUGAAAGCUAUGCACUUCGUUAACGAGCCUGCAGUUUUUGAUUAUUUAUUUGCUAUUCUCAAACAGUUUAUGAGCAAAGAAACGAUUGAUAAGAUAAAGGUACAUGGACACAACCUGGAAGAAUUAGCUGAAUAUUUUGAUGUAGAACUUUUACCAGAGGAAUACGGAGGGAAAGGCCAAAAGUACUCCAAUGAGCGAUGGAUGAAGACUCUUUUGGCUUGUGACGCAGAGUUUGAUGCUGAAGCACGAAAUAGCCUUGUUAAGGUUCCUGCAAAAGAUGCCACAGGAACAUACAGGAAAAUAGAUUCUUAGAUCGUCACUUAGCUUAUGAACUAUACCUUAAAAUUCAAUUAACUAUUAUAAAGAACAUUUCUUCAAAGAACAUUUGAUUUACGUUAUCCUUAGUGCGUAUUUUUGUCAUAGGUAUUGUGUAUCUUCGUUAAAUAUCAUGUAGUUAAGCAAGUUUUUUUCUACUUAAUAGACUCUGAAAAAAAUGGGUUUUUUCAAGCUUAUCCGGGAUAAGAAAGAAACGUUUUCAAUUUCGAAAAUCGAAUAAUUUAAUGAAGUUGACUUAUUUAUUGUGAAUGGUCGUGCAUGGUGAAGCUUUGAACAAAAAGACCGGUAGGGACAUUUCAACUUCAUGAACUCUCGAUUUAUCUUCGUGAAUUCACGAUUUCAACUUGAUGAAUUUAUGAUUUCAACCUCUUGAAUUCACGAUUUCAACUUCACGAAUUAAACUAAGCGAAUUUACGUUUUGAACAUAUUAUAUUCAAAAGUAAAAUAUGUCUCUUUUAUAAGACAGACUAUAUAUUUAAGAAAACUUUAGCUAACAUCUUAAACUUAUUAUAUUCUUACAUAAGAUUCAUAUUUUACAAGGUGAAUUAUGUUAAAAGGGAGUUAAGGUAAUUUUACAUUUAAACUUUCCAGUUCUAAAAUUUAUUCAUCAUUUAUAUAUUCAUAUUCGGAUUCGAGAAUGUUUCAAUAAGCUAAAUAUAGCUUCCAACACAAUCGAGCUAAAAUAAAUUUGUAUAAACAUUACACAAGCGUCAGCCUCGAUUUCAAUUAAAGCGAUCCUUUUUGUAAAUACAAGCAUGAUCGUUAAUUGAAAAUCGCGAUAAUUUUUCGUGUUCUCAAAUGUUACAGAUGUUCAGAGAUGAUUGUUAAGGGAUAACCUAAAUAAAUUUAGUUAAUAUAAAACAUGAAAAUUAA